Molecule: messenger RNA, 1531 nt
Organism: Frieseomelitta varia
Lineage: Eukaryota; Metazoa; Arthropoda; Insecta; Hymenoptera; Apidae
Gene: Idh3b
Product: isocitrate dehydrogenase [NAD] subunit beta, mitochondrial
Exons: 6
Coding region: 79-1203 (374 amino acids)
Biological process (GO): isocitrate metabolic process; tricarboxylic acid cycle
Cellular component (GO): mitochondrion
Molecular function (GO): magnesium ion binding; oxidoreductase activity, acting on the CH-OH group of donors, NAD or NADP as acceptor; NAD binding
Source: RefSeq, a predicted model, not a curated record
AUAAUUUCUAAAUUUGAUACAUUACUGGUACAUGAAUGCAAGGGGGUGGGAUAGACACCUAAAGUCCAUUCGUAGAAAAUGGCUUUACUCACGAGAAACCUCUGCAAAGUAUUUUCACAGACUGCUCAAAUAGGAGCUGUCAGAUCUUUGCAUGUAGGAACAGUACGUCUACAAGAAUCUACAGUUGAACAAGAAGGAAAAGUAAAAUGUACCCUUAUACCAGGAGAUGGUGUAGGACCAGAAUUAGUAGUUUCUGUCCAGAAUGUUUUCAAAGCUGCAAAUGUACCGGUUGAUUUUGAACCUUAUUUUCUUUCAGAAGUAAAUCCAACUCUGAGUGCACCUCUUGAACAAGUAUCCAAUAGUAUUGCGAGAAAUCGAGUAUGCUUAAAGGGUAUUUUAGCAACACCAGAUCAUUCUUCAACUGGAGAACUUCAAACAUUAAAUAUGAAACUACGUAAAAGUUUAGAUUUAUAUUCAAAUGUUGUACAUGUAAAGUCUUUACCUGGUGUUAAAUGCCGCCAUAAGAAUGUAGAUUGUGUUAUUAUUAGAGAACAAACAGAAGGAGAAUAUUCUGCAUUGGAACAUGAAUCCGUAAAGGGUGUAGUGGAAUGUUUAAAAAUAGUAACUGCAACUAAAAGUCAAAGAAUUGCAAAGUUUGCAUUUGAUUAUGCAGUGAAACAUAAUCGUAAAAAAGUCACUUGCGUUCACAAAGCUAACAUCAUGAAACUUGGUGAUGGUCUUUUCUUAAAAUCAUGUCAAGAAAUUGCUAAAAUGUAUCCUAGAAUUACAUUUGAAACAAUGAUUGUGGAUAAUUGUACAAUGCAAAUGGUAUCUAAUCCACAUCAGUUUGAUGUUAUGGUAUUACCAAAUUUAUAUGGUAACAUUUUGGAUAAUCUGGCAUCUGGACUGGUUGGUGGUGCUGGAGUAGUUGCAGGUGCUAGUUAUAGCCCUGAAUGUGUUGUCUUUGAACCGGGUGCAAGACAUACAUAUUCAGAAGCUGUUGGUAAAAACGUUGCGAAUCCUACAGCUAUGCUUUUGUGUGCCGUAAAACUUUUACGUCAUGUGAAUUUAAAACGUUAUAGUGAACAAAUCAGAGAUGCAUUAAAUCGUGUUCUAAAUGAUGGAAAAGUAUUAACAAAAGAUUUAGGUGGACAAAGUUCUACAACGGAAUUUACAACUGCUGUAAUACACUGCCUCCGUUAAUUUUGAAUCUAUAUUGAUUUUGAGAAGACUUAUGUAAAAUAGAAUCACAUAGACUAGGAGCAUUGUGCUUAUUUCAUGUUAUGCCAUGAAUAUUUAAUGUUAAAUUGCAUAAUAUUAUCUCAUCACAGAUUAUAUGUAUUUUAGUAAAUAUAAGUUAUAUUAUUAGGGUCUUAUUUAAAAAGAGUUACACGUUAUACAUAGGAAAGGCCAAUAUUUUUUUGUGUCAAUAUGAUAUUUAUAACUGAAACUAUGUUUGUAACCAAACAAUGCCAGUUGUAUAAUAAUAGUGUAAUGUUCAAAUUGUACAUUAAUAAAUUAUACUACCUCA